Molecule: messenger RNA, 1302 nt
Organism: Metarhizium acridum CQMa 102
Lineage: Eukaryota; Fungi; Ascomycota; Sordariomycetes; Hypocreales; Clavicipitaceae
Source: RefSeq, a predicted model, not a curated record
AUGGCGGCAUCUGAGGGCCUGAAACCCCCUCCGGAGAUGGGCAAGACUGACCCUGGGGCACAUCAACUAUCUGAGCCAGAGUCCUCAGAUUCCGACGAUCAGUUCACAGAUGCUCAGUCCGGGACCGCAACACCACAUGUAACUUCUCCCGUGCCGAAACCACGAGCUGAGAAUGUCGAUUCAAGUUCCUCUCCCGUCAAGGUUCCAGCCGCGGAGACAAAAGAGAAGAUGGAUGCCGAUGCAAAAUCAGAAGAAAUUGCCCAGCAAGAUGAUCCUGAGACCGAAAUACCGACCGAGGUAUCUAAACAGGAAGUACCUGUUACCGUAUUGGAGCCGGUUGACUCAGUUGAUGCCCCGCAGCGCUUUUCAAGUACUGAUGUCAAGCCGGACGUUGAGAUUGCGGCGGGUGAUGAACAUGCUGAACAUGGAGGCGACGAGAACGCGGACGAAGAUGAUGGGGACGGUUUCGGGGAUGAUUUCGAAGACUUCGAAGAAGGAGGACAGGAUAAUGAUUUUGAUGAGUUUGAGGACGGCUUUCAACAACCACAACCAACAGCAGCAGCUACACAAGCUCCGCCCACGGUUCAGCCAUCCAUACUACCAUUUUCGAUACCCGAUUUCGACGGCUUAGGGCCGGAUGAAGUAAUGUCGACAGCCGAGCCAUGCUUGGACAGCGUGUUUCCCCCCGGGGAGCUAGGCUUCCCUCCUCCGCAGACACUCCCCCAAGAGUCAUCCAUAUUCCUCACUCCAAGAUCGGCCUCACUCUGGUCUCAGCUGGUCGCUCCUCCCCCUCUUGCGCCACCUGACUGGAUUCGGUCUCGCACUCGCCGUCUCUUCCUCGUUUCACUAGGUGUGCCUGUAGAUUUGGAUGAAAUUCUUCCAGCAUCCAAGCAGAAGAAGCUGGUUCUUCCUUCUCUCAAUAUACGGGCCACGUCACCUAGGAGGUCGAGCGAUUCAAGGUCCGCAUCCAGGUUACAACAGAGCGAAGGAAACGCUUCAUCAACAUCAGUAGAUACGGAGGGCAAGCCCAGGGGCUCCAAAAAGAGGAAAGGACCGCCUCCCCAGCCCGAGCUGGAUUUGGUUGCCGCCCGAUACCUCUGCAUGACGACGGACGAGGCACUGGAUGGCAUGACGAAUGAAGAAUUAAAGGCGCAUGUUUCUAAACUAGAAGCCAUGCAAGGAACAGCCAACGAAAUCCUGGAAUACUGGAAGAAACGAACAGACGAGAAGAUAGGCGAUAGGGAAGCGUUUGAAGGCGUUAUAGAAAACUUGGUCAAGCAUGCACGGAAAGUGAGGAAAUAA